This is a messenger RNA of Aegilops tauschii subsp. strangulata, 1485 nucleotides long. Its product is annotated as ankyrin repeat domain-containing protein 2A. Gene Ontology annotation, molecular function: protein binding. NCBI's taxonomy places the organism in Eukaryota, Viridiplantae, Streptophyta, Magnoliopsida, Poales, Poaceae. The record is from RefSeq and is a predicted model, not a curated record.
UUCCCGAUCAGCAACCUCCCCUCCCCUCAUCAAGGGUUUUCCUCCUCUCCUCUCCUACCCUUCGCCGCUUCACCGCUGCUGCCUUCCCUCCCUCGCAAGCCUCCUCCGCGUCGCCGCCGCCCGCCCGCCCGGCCGUCGGAUCCGCCAUGGCUUCCGACCAGAACAAAGAUUCAAAAUCGGAGGGGCUGUCUGAGGCAAAAAAGGGGGCUUCCCCAACAGGUGGUGCAGGCCUGCCCAGUCCUUUUGAUUUCUCCAACAUGAGCAGCUUGCUCAAUGAUCCAUCUAUAAGGGAGAUGGCUGAGCAAAUCGCCAGCGACCCUGUAUUCAACCAGAUGGCUGAGCAGCUUCAGAAAAGUGCGCAGGGUGCAGGGGAACAGGGUGUUCCAAAUUUGGAUCCUCAAGCAUACAUGGAAACCAUGACACAAGUUAUGCAGAAUCCUCAGUUUAUGUCAAUGGCGGAGCGUCUUGGGAAUACUCUUAUGCAGGAUCCUGCAAUGUCCAGUAUGCUUGAGAACUUGACUAGUCCAGCUCACAAAGAGCAGCUUGAAGAGCGAAUGGCCCGUAUCAAGGAUGAUCCGUCUUUGAAGCCAAUUCUUGAUGAGAUAGAACGUGGUGGUCCAUCUGCAAUGGUGAAGUACUGGAAUGACCCUGAGAUUCUUCAAAAGAUUGGCCAGGCCAUGUCAUUGAACUUCCCAGUAGAUGCUGCUACUUCCACUGUAGUAUCUGGACCUCAAGAAACUGAUGAAGAGGGCGAGGAUGAUGAUGAGUCCAUUGUCCAUAACACCGCCAGUGUUGGUGAUGCAGAGGGUCUGAAGAAAGCAUUAGAUGGUGGAGCAAACAAGGAUGAAGAAGACGUGGAGGGAAGAAGGGCCUUACAUUUUGCAUGUGGAUACGGCGAGUUGAAGUGUGCAGAAAUCCUUCUGGAGGCAGGUGCUGCAGUUGACGCACUGGAUAAGAACAAGAACACCCCUCUGCACUAUGCCGCUGGAUACGGUCGGAAGGAAUGCGUGGAUCUUCUCUUGAAGCACGGCGCUGCUGUCACGCUCCAAAAUCUGGACGGGAAGACCCCCAUCGAGGUGGCCAAGCUCAACAGCCAGGACGAGGUGGUCAAGCUGCUCGAGCAGGACGUGUUCCUAUGAAGCAAACCCUCAGACCUGGCCGCGCUCAUCGAUCCUAAAACUCUCCCUUGGUUCUGGACUCUCGGCGGCGUCAUAUCGUGGCAUGGUGUUGGUUGCUUUCCCUCGGUUUUACUUAGUCGGUAGCUCUCGCCUGUAACCUGUGUGGCCUUGCGGUGCUGCUUAACAAGAGUCCAUCUUCUUCUCCGUUGGUUUGAUCCUGCUGUGCAACCCUGUUCUUGGUCCAUCUCCGUGCACGGGGGAUAUGGGUUCGCUGUGGGAGCUGUCAGGGGUGAUGAUUGCGUAUAUACCCCUGUCGUGAAUAUUUCUUGGUGUUGAAAAUGAUACGUAAGGUGCAAAUUUUGUUUAA